Linepithema humile (Argentine ant) is the source of this 1701-nucleotide messenger RNA. Its product is annotated as meiosis-specific nuclear structural protein 1-like. The record is from RefSeq and is a predicted model, not a curated record. NCBI's taxonomy places the organism in Eukaryota, Metazoa, Arthropoda, Insecta, Hymenoptera, Formicidae.
CUGAAGAAGACAGGAUAGCAGCAGAGCAAGAAAAGAUGGCUGCGAAAAUUGCAGCACUAAAAAAAGCAACUUAUGAGAAAAGUAAAACAUGGGAUACUAAAAUUGAAAAUAUUAAGGCGAGGCGAAAGGAAGAAUUAUUGUCGAAGAGACAAAAGGCUGAGGAAGAGAGGAAGAUGUUCGUGAAGGAAACAGCGGAGAAAAAGGCAAUGGAGCGUGCGGAAGUGGUGCAACAGGCAAGAAAGUUGCUUCUACAGAAGAAACCUAUGUGUCGGCAAAUUAAUCGCUCUCUCUUCGCCUCCGAGUGUCUCAGAGAGCUGGAUGAGCAAGUGGCGUUUCAAAAGACCAUUAGAGAGAUGGAUAAAGAGCAGGAUGCGGAAUAUGCUAAUACGAUUAAGACAAACGUUGCGAAAUACGAAGAACAGAAGAAGCAGGAAGCAGAAGAACGAGCAAAGAAGAUAAAGGAUUACAAAACGGAAUUACAGAAACAGAUCGAAGAGAACGAACGGAACAACAAGCUAAAAGUAAAAGAGGAAUUGGAGACUGAAAAACAAAAUCAAAGAAAUAUGACACGAAAUAUGCAACUUAUGAAGGAGAAGGAAAUGCAAGAUAUAUUGAACAAAAAGAAGAAACUACAGCAAUUUUUUAAGGAAGCGAUAGAGGAGAAAAAACGAUUCGAGCUGGAAUUGAAGAAUGACGAAGAAUUCGAAGAUCGAGCGUUGGAGAUCUAUCGGAAGGCUAAAGAUCGAAUACAGGAAAUUCAUAAAUCAACAGUACUGCGAGAAAAGGAAGAAAAAAUACGCCAAGCGCAGAUUAUAGCGGAACAAUGUGGCGUGGUUGAGCAUUCUUAUGAGAUUAAAGAGCGAGAAAUAUUUGAGAAAGCUGUGAAAGAGAAAGAAGAGAUUGAAGCGGAAAAACAGAAAGCACAAAAGGAACGAGAGGAAACAAUGCGUGCUCUCAUGGAAGAGUAUAAGCUUCAAGAUGCAGCUGCAAGGAUCAAACAAAGACAGGAAAAGAAGGAUUUGAAAGCUUGGGAGAUGAUGCAGAGAUUUAAGAAAGAUGAGUAUGACAAGCAAACCAAUUUGGAGGAGCGUAAACGGCAAUGGCAACAGAAACUGGAGUACGGAAAAGAACUGCGGAAAGAUGCUGAGGAGAAACAGAUUGAAAGACAACGUGAAAAAGAUUUCGAAAUCGAAGCUAUGAAAACCACAAUCGAGAAGACUAAUCAGAGGAUUCUUCUUUACGCUGAUGAAGUUUUAGAAGAAUCGAAAGGCGUGAGGCCGCUUUAUCCGAUUAUUAAAGCCAUAAAAAAGUGUAAAGAGGAAAUGGGGUUAACACCAUUAAGAAACGUCGAAGAGACUGUCAGAGUAGAGCGGCCGAAGAGAAAACACGGAGUCCGUCGUGUUGGCACAAAACCUGUUCCGGCCGAACAAAUAUAUUACUUGUAGUAGCUGUCCGUAAUUAUUACGCGGUUUAUAUUUGUUCGUACACAUUCUAUCAUUUGUCAAAAUAAUGUAUUCAAAUCACUUUCGCAUUGUAUCAACCUAUCGUCCGUUUCUAUCGUAACUCAUAUAAAGAUCUUGUACGAACAAAGAUAGCAAUAUUGCAAACAAUUAAUCAACUCGCGAAAGUUUGAGCACUCUCACAGUUUUUUAUUGUUGCGAUAUAUAUACAUCUAAUAUAAAAUAGUUUCUUAUAGAAACA